AUGGGUGAAUAUUCGAAUGCGCUUUCGUAUUGCAAAAAGUCCCUUGAAAUUCAACAACAAUCGCUUCCUCCAAAUCAUCCUCAUUUGGCUGGUUCCUAUAAUAACAUCGCUGUGGCGUAUGAGAAUAUGAGCGAAUACUCGCAAGCACGUUCAUAUUAUAAACGUGCUGUAAAUAUUACACAACGUUCAUUACCACCAAAUCAUCAUGAUCUCCCAAGGUACAAAAACAACCUGGACUCAGUAAAAUAA
Molecule: messenger RNA, 249 nt
Organism: Rotaria sp. Silwood2
Lineage: Eukaryota; Metazoa; Rotifera; Eurotatoria; Philodinida; Philodinidae
Source: the annotation of a GenBank genome assembly